AUGACUGCGAUCUAUGCAUCUCUUGGUUCAUUGCCUAUAGAGCUUGUUUAUCGUAUUCUUGAUAAUCUUGAUGAUUUAACAAUUGUCAUGUCGCUUCGUAAUGUUUGCUCUCGACUAAAUUUAAUUAUCGAUACGUAUCAUCGAUAUCAGACACUCACGAUGUUGAAUAUUGCAAAUCUACGAUGGAAAACUCAAGGAUUACCAUGUUUAUAUAAUUUAUUAUUAAAUAAUACAAUUCUCGUCACAUUAGAUCUUUCAUACAACAGAAUAGGUGACGAGGGCACAUGGUUUCUAGCAAAUGCAUUAAAAAAUAAUAAAGUUUUAAUUUCACUAAACCUUGCAAAGAAUGAUAUUGGUUUUAACGGUGCGCAAUACCUAGCUGAUGCACUACGCGAAAAUACGACACUUGGCGCCAUUGUACUAGAGUUUAACAAUAUUGGUUCUCAAGGAACAGAAUAUUUGGUUCAUGCACUUAAUCAUAAUAGAUCACUAAAUAUAUUGAAUCUGCGACAAAACAAAAUUAGUGCUGACGGUGUAAAAUAUUUGUCUCAAGCACUGCAAAAUAAUGAAACACUCAAAACAUUAGUAUUUGAUCUAAAUCAUAUUGGACAACAAGGUACACAAUAUCUAGCUGAUGGAUUAGAAAAUAAUAAGGCAUUAACAACAAUUCAAUUAGGAUAUAACGCAAUAGGCGUUGAAGGAACAAAAUUGUUAUCGAAUGCAUUACAAAAGAAUACAACACUUAGUACGUUGGCACUCGAAGUAAACCAUAUAGGUUAUGAAGGAGUAAAAUAUUUAGCUAAUGCAUUAGAAAAAAAUAAGACAUUAGCGGUAUUAAAUUUACGGUGGAAUCAAAUAGGUAAUCAAGGAGCUCAAUAUCUAGCGAAUGCAUUACAAAAUAAUACAAUGCUUACCACAUUAAAUAUUAUGAUGAAUGAUAUUGACUCUAAAGGAGUAAAACAUCUGACGGACGCAUUACAGAAUAAUAAAACGCUUAUGACUCUGUACUUUGGUGGUAACAAAAUAGGUCUUUUGGGGGCACAAUUUUUAGCUGAUUUAUUAAAAACUAAUACUGCAAUAACUGAGCUAAUGCUAGAAGGCGACGGGCUUGGUGAUCGAGGAACACAAUAUUUAGCUAAUGCAUUAGAAAAUAAUAAUGUAGGGCGACUUCAUGAAUAA
Molecule: messenger RNA, 1179 nt
Organism: Rotaria socialis
Lineage: Eukaryota; Metazoa; Rotifera; Eurotatoria; Philodinida; Philodinidae
Source: the annotation of a GenBank genome assembly